UGCGUCGUCGUCUUCAGUCGAUCUGUGUGGUUGAAUUCUUCAUCCCCAUAUGUUUUUCGGUUAAAGAGACAUUCACUGGAAAAGAGACAGAGUCGCGGCUCAUUGAGCAACGCUCUUCCCUCCUCCCAGGAUCAGGGCCUGGCGGACGUGUAGACGCUCUAUUAGAAUCCGUCUACCGCCCCGUCCUGAACUGGCGAUCUCCCCCUCCCUCGCCAUUAUGCCGUCGUUCUUCGCCCCGGGCCUCCAGGGCCUGCCCCCUACUCCUCCUCACAUCCUCAGUGGUGCUGGAAUGGAAAAUGAACCUCCUUUCUACGUGGUCGGACAGUCUGCGUUCCCACCCCGUUACUCUCAGAACGGUUGUGAGUUCAUCGAACAGUACUCUCAGUCUACCGGUUAUGCGAAAACCGGUCCGAUGAACCUGCACGCGCAGUCCGCCCAUCCCAGAGAUCUGGCCUCCGCCACUGCCGCUGUCCAUCCCGCGAUGGCCCCCCAGUUCUCCCAGUCCAUGUUCGGUCCGAUGGCCACCGCCAACGUGCUGCCCCCCAUCCGGAACAACGUCCAGCUCCCGCCGAUGGAGAACGCGAUCUCGCAGCAGUACGGUCGACAAGACAUGAUGGCGCCCUCGGACCGACUGGGGAAGGAGGAAAAGCCCACUGGAGGUGUCGCCGCCUAUUUGGACUACGAGAUGGACCAGAUGUCCGACUUUGUGGCUGAGAUGGCCCAGGGAAUCGUCUGCCCAGGAACCUCGGUCCCACCUCAAUUUCGGAAAUACGUCUAUCAGAUCUUGUCCUCGACCCGUCUUCCCAGCUCCACCAUCCUUUUGGGACUUUAUUACUUGGCCUGCAGAAUGCGCAUGCUCUCUGCCAAGAAGGUCUACGCGGCAGGCAGUGGCCAGGUUUACCGCAUGCUCACUGUUGCGCUAUUGCUGGGAAGCAAGUUUUUGGAUGACAAUACCUUCCAGAACAAAUCGUGGGCCGAGGUGAGCAACAUUCCCGUGGCGGAGCUGAACUCUAUGGAACUCGACUGGCUUUUUGCGUUCGAGUGGAAGAUCCAUGACCGGAUCCACGACAAGCAAGAUGGAUUCGACUCGUGGCUUUUGCAUUGGAAAACAUGGCGUGCCAAAGCAGCCGUUCGCGCUCAGGAGUCGCGUACCGUUCUGGCACCCAUUGACACCAAUAUCACUCGUGGCCCCAUGGUCAGCCACAAUAGCAGCCGUAGCAGCAGCAGCAACAAACAGCCUCUCAUGUCGCCCGAAGGUCCUAUUCCCCCACAAUACCAGCGGCGCUCGCCUCUCGAAAACUCGUGGCUCAACCCGACGGCAUCGGAGUAUUCGCCGCCAUCUGCUCCUCAGAGUGGCCCGACUACGCCUGAUUACUACUCCGCCAACCCUUGGGCAUACACGAAUGCUCCGUACUCGCGCGCGUGGAUGCCGCCUCAACAAUCGUAUCUGCCACCGUCGACGUCGCGAUCGCAAGUCCCGUCCUAUCAUCAUACACCUUCCUACGGUUUGCCGUUUGCUCAGAGCGUGUGGACUGGACACGGUUCAUCCUGCGCUUGCAUGUACUGUGCCAAGCAAAUGGAUCAGUACAUGUUCUCCAACGCCUUUGGCGCAAUGCAGCCGAUUAUGGCUUAACAUGUUGCUUCUUUGAUAGCUUACCGCUUACAACGGUAAACUUCAUUGCUGAUCGUGCUUUCUUCGUUUAUUCUUUUCUAUCUGAAACUAAAAUUCUUUCGAUAUCUCGGUUAUGCUUUUUCUUGUCCUCUAUUGUCUGCGCUUCGAUGAUACCGAUUUUCUUGUUCAAUUACCGUUUCUGUGACUAUUUCCGCAUUUUUGCUCCAUUUACGGUUUCCAACGCGCCUCUCCGCGUCGGCCGACAAAAGUAUUCUUGUGUGUUUUUGGCAAUGUCCGCGAAG
Messenger RNA from Aspergillus ruber CBS 135680, 1914 nucleotides. Its product is annotated as putative cyclin-like protein (Clg1). Gene Ontology annotation, biological process: regulation of cyclin-dependent protein serine/threonine kinase activity. Lineage: Eukaryota; Fungi; Ascomycota; Eurotiomycetes; Eurotiales; Aspergillaceae. The transcript is spliced from 3 exons. Gene Ontology annotation, molecular function: cyclin-dependent protein serine/threonine kinase regulator activity; protein kinase binding. The coding region runs from base 218 to 1633 and encodes 471 amino acids. Gene Ontology annotation, cellular component: nucleus; cyclin-dependent protein kinase holoenzyme complex. The record is from RefSeq and is a predicted model, not a curated record.